Messenger RNA from Maylandia zebra (zebra mbuna), 1884 nucleotides. RefSeq lists its product as uncharacterized. Gene Ontology annotation, cellular component: membrane. The record is from RefSeq and is a predicted model, not a curated record. Lineage: Eukaryota; Metazoa; Chordata; Actinopteri; Cichliformes; Cichlidae.
UGCAUCACUGCUGAAAAUCUUAAAUGAGGAAGUUUGUACUUCCUGAUUUUCACAGAAGGUGUGAAGAUGGCACGUAUUUUAUUUUGGGGAGUUCUUUUGCUGCUUUCAUUUGAAAUACAAGGGCUCCGACAUGUGUUUCUCCUCCGUGGAAAGGACUUACACCUGGAUGUAGAGAAAUCUGUUGUACUAGACAAAAAAACUGAAUUGAUCUGGAAAGUUAAUGAAACUAACAAUAUAGCUAAAUGUGGUUUGAAUAAUGAUCCAGUUGUGUUUGACAAAUAUGAAGGAAGGGCUGAGCUCUUCAGGCAAAAUUACUCUUUGUUAUUAAAGAAUGUGCAACACAAUGACAGUGGAGAUUAUACUGCAUUCAUGGUUAGCGGUGAAGACCAAAAGGUAGCUGAAUACAAGGUCAUAGUCCAAGAUGCAGUUUCUCCAGUUAACCUGACAGUGGACUCUGUGUCUGGCAGUUCAGACUCCUGUAGCCUCACUGUGAACUGCAGCACAGUGGAUUCUCAAAUCAGCAGCAUUUUCACAUGUGAUGCCCAAAACUGCUCUCAGGUGGAAGAAAACAGUUUGAAAACCCCAGAUUAUUAUUCGUCUUUAAUUGUUUACCUGCAUGGAGACUUCAUCAUCUGUAAUCACAGCAAUAAAGUCAGCUGGACAGACAGUAAGACUAAACAUUACUGUGAUACAAGGACAGUUUCAAGUGCAAACAUAAUUAUCGCAGCUGCUGGUGGCCUCUGUGGUUUCAUUUUCAUCAUUGUCAUCAUUUGCAUUGUCGCAAAACGUAAACGAAGGAACCAGGAAAAUCAACUGUAUGAGGCUGCUCAAGAGCAUCCUCCAGGCCAAACUCGAAAUGAGAAUGUUCCAGGAGAUGCCUCGAGUCUUUCCCCAACAUCUACUUAUGCCCUCGUGGAGUUUCACCCUAAAACAGAAUCCACGAAGUCCAAAAAAAUUCCACAGCCAGAGACGGUGUAUGCUCAGGUUACCAGACCCACCAGGCCCAGAGUCACUGCCCAACAAACAGAGCUGGAGAACAUCAGCAGUAUAAAUUCACAAGGCUAAACACAUAUGAACUAUGAACACUUGAACUCUGCUUUUUUUUUUCUAAAAUGUUGGCACAGAGGACAUGUUGGAUCAAAUUUAUCACCUGUUUAAAACACAAAUGAACUGAAUAUUUUCUUAAUGUUUUCAAACAUUAUCCUUUUUUGUAGUAAUAUCUUUUGUGUUUUAGAUGGUGAUGGCUUACUGUGAAGUACAAUAUUUUGUUUUUAGAGCUAUAUGCUUGAAUCUCUUUUUCUUUUUCUUGUUUUUUGAAGUUUUCCUGAAUAAUGUAGUGCAUAUAAUCUUUAUCAAUAAUUAUUGUAAUUUUUUAUAUGUGUUGCAGACUAUAAAUAAUACUUAAAGUUAAUACAUUUCAAGUUUUCUUUUUAUAGAUCUAGACCAGGGGUGUGAAAUAUAAGACUCCAAUCCAGCCCACUGGGAGCUUUUAAAAAUGUGAAGGAGGGCAUAAAUUUUGGACUGUCGAAUAUAUUUCAGUUGUUUUGCCUUGGUGUUAUAUGAACUAAAAUGAAUUGGUUUGGCACACUUAUCAAAGUGGGCUGGAUGUGGCCAACACUGUAAGAUGUGUUCAAAAUCCACGAUCUAAACUUUAUGGAGAAAUGUAUUAAAUCAAUUCCUCAUUAGGAAGACUUUGUUAGUUAACAGCCACCUUAAGUUUGUUGUGGAACAGCUGCAACAGAAAAACUUUCUUUGUAAUUUAUAUUUAUUACAGAAAGAAAGGCAUGGGAAGUCAGCAAAACAAGAAUAAAGUCUGGAGGUAUACAGAAAAAUCUUAAACAUUUUUCUACUGGAAUUUUCAAAAUUAAAUUCUAAAUAAGUGUA